AUGAGUAUCCAAACAACUUCUUCUUCAGGUAAUCAUAUUUGUUCUUCCCGUUGGAAGUAUGACGUCUUUAUAAGCUUUAGAGGUGAAGAUACCCGGAAGAAUUUCACAGAUCAUCUAUAUGAUAUUUUGAUUCGAGAAGGAGUUACUGUUUUUAGAGAUGCCGAAGAACUUGAUAGAGGAAAACCCAUUUCAUUGGAGCUCCUUCGAGCAAUUGAAGAAUCAAGAUUUUCGAUUGUCGUCUUCUCAAGAAACUAUGCUAAUUCCUCUUGGUGCUUGCAUGAAAUUGCUAAGAUGGUUGAAUGUAAGAAAACAAUGGGACAAACUGUUUUUCCCAUUUUUUAUGAUGUUGAUCCAUCCACGGUAAGGAAUCAAACAGGGACGUUUGAGCAAGCUUUUGCUAAGCAUGAUAAGGACAAUAAACAAAAUGUUCAAAUAUGGAGGAAUGCUGUAACAGAGGUUGCCAAUCUCUCUGGAUGGGAUGUGAAAAACAGCAGGCACGAAUCAAAACUCAUACAUGAUAUUGUCAAAAAAAUAUCAAUUGAAUUAAGUCAAACAACAUUGAUGACUUCUAAGGGCCUAGUAGGAAUAAAUUCUCGCCUUAAGGAACUGAAGUUGCUGAUAGGUACUGGGUCUAACGAUAUUCGCAUGAUAGGGAUAUGGGGAAUGGGAGGAAUAGGCAAGACAACAAUUGCAAGAGUUUUUUAUGACUUGUUUUCAUAUCAAUUUGAAGGGAGUGCUUUUCUUGCCAAUGUCAGGGAAAUUUCAAGAAAAAGUGGCCUGGUUACUUUACAAAGGCAACUUCUUUUGAAAAUUCUAAGGGGAAGAGAUAAUAACAUAUGCGAUGAGACUGGAUUGGUUGGGUGGUUUGUUCUCUAG
This is a messenger RNA of Pistacia vera, 876 nucleotides long. Its product is annotated as TMV resistance protein N-like. Gene Ontology annotation, biological process: defense response; signal transduction. Lineage: Eukaryota; Viridiplantae; Streptophyta; Magnoliopsida; Sapindales; Anacardiaceae. The transcript has 2 exons. The record is from RefSeq and is a predicted model, not a curated record. Bases 1 to 876 code for a protein of 291 amino acids.